Molecule: messenger RNA, 4196 nt
Organism: Dalotia coriaria
Lineage: Eukaryota; Metazoa; Arthropoda; Insecta; Coleoptera; Staphylinidae
Product: claspin-like
Exons: 7
Coding region: 424-4083 (1219 amino acids)
Biological process (GO): activation of protein kinase activity; mitotic G2 DNA damage checkpoint signaling; mitotic DNA replication checkpoint signaling
Molecular function (GO): anaphase-promoting complex binding
Source: RefSeq, a predicted model, not a curated record
AUAUUUCCCGCGAAUAAUAAGAAACGUAGCAAGUGAGCAACACGUCGCUGCUGAGUACACGAUUUUUAUUAAUUUUAACUUAAACUUAGUGAAUAUGACUGAAUUUUUAAAAAGUUAAACGUAUAGUUACUGUGUCAGCUUUAUUGUGUUGGUUUCUGCAGUGCAGUUUGUACAAAAAUAAAUAUUGUUUAUAUUAUAACCUUUUAAUAUCAACUACUUCAACUACAUCUUAGAAAGUUAAUGAAAAAUGCAAGAAUCUGAAGAAACUGUGAUGCAUAAACCAGAAGAUGAUGGUCAAGAAUCUUCAAGUGACACACAAAUACCUUCCCAACCAGAUGUGCCCCAGAUGCUCCAGACUCACCUAUUGAUGACACUACAAAUAUAGUUGCACUUUCAAUCAAGAAGACAAAGAAAAGAAUAAUCAUGGAUAGUGACAGUGAGAAUGAAGAUGAUAAUAAUACUGAUAGGAAUAGUGAAGUUGAUGAAAACAUACAAUCACAACCAACAUUGCUUAAUAAUAGUGACCAAGAAGAGGAAUUACCAACAGAUGAGAAUCCAAAGAAGAAAACUUUUAAAUUAAUUGAUACAGACAGUGAACCAGAAGCAGACAAUGAAGAUAAUGAGCAAGAAACUCUGCAAGCACCUAUUUAUACAGUCAAUGAUAAGAAAGAAUUAGUUCCAGAAAGAAAUAUUGCUGAUGGUUUAGCAGCUCUCUGUGAUCCUGAAUCCUCUGAUGAUGAAAGGCAGAUACAACCAUUGGCAUACAAGAAAAAACCAAAGAAAAAAGGUGAAGAGCCAGAAGAAAAACGAAUGACCGCCAAGGAAGCAGCCGAGCAACGCAAAGAAAUCGAAUCGGUAUCACAGCGAAUGUUGCGAGAAUCGCAUGUUUCUCUGCCGUAUCACAAACCGAAGCAACGAAGUCUUAGAGAAUUCUUGCAGAAUCGACCUAAGUUUGCAAGUUCGGUUCCUUCUGAUAUUUCAAAAGUUCCGGCGGCAGUGGCUAUAAAAAUGAGCCGGGAACAGCUCGAUUUUGUUAGUAAGAAAAUACAAGAACGCGAAAAGCAAGUAGCAGAAUUUUAUAAAUCUGAAAGUGAAGAAGAGGAAGAAGAAUCUCAACCAACAUGUUCUGAAAACACUGAGACUGUUAUUGAGAAUUCAGAAGUUAUUGAGGAUAAUGCAGAAAAGGUACAAAAGGAAACUGAAACUGUGGAUGCAUCAGAAACACUCAAACCCAUUGCUAUCAACCAAACAGAAGAAACAAACACAGAUGAAAAUCAAAUGGAUGUUGUCAUGGAAAGUAACGAACUUGCUGAUAAACCUAUAGAAACAGUAGAAGUUGAAACUGAGGAAAAUAUGGAGACAGAAAUAAAUGAUGCAAAUAAAACUAAUGAAAGCGCAGCAAUUGACAAGGACGCCUCUGUGGAACUGCAAUUUAAUAUUUCUGAUUUAGAUGGGGGCGAAACCGAUGCAGUAAAUGAUAUUGUUCCAACGGAUGAAAUUAAUCCUACCAAAAAGUCAGCAUUACAGCUCUUAAAAGAUCAACUCGGAGAUACACAACCGAAACUUAGCGGUGCGCCAAAUUAUGUAAUAGAUUUAGAAGAAGGCACAACUCGCCUCGAUGAAGUGUCUCAACUUAUGCAACGAUUUGUUAAACAUACAACCAAGAAACCCGUACACAAGAAAGCAUCUGCAGUUGAGUUAGAUAUAAUGUGUGUUUCUCAAGGUGGUGAGAUUCAUAAAGAAAAAGUAGCCAUGAAGAUAGAAGACCAUGAAGAACCUGCUAUUGAAGAAAAGCCAGGUGUAAAAUAUCAAAAGUUGCGAAACGAUCUGCAAACUCAAAUGGCGCAACGUCGUAAUGAGGUGUGGAAGGAAAAACAAGCUAGAUUACAAGCCGAAAAGGAAGCAAAUGCUGAUGAUGAUGUUUAUAAGGAUGAACGGGAGGAUUGUGGAAUUGAUGAUAUUUUGGAUGACGAGGAAGAGGAAUUUUCGAAUGCUGGUUCCGAUGAGGAAGAUGAAGAAGAUGAUGCAGAUGGUGAAGAAGAGGACGAAAUUGAAGGAAAUGCAGGCGGUAUGUUGGCAAAUGAAGCUUCAGAGGAUGAUGAUGAAACUGAAGAUGUAGGUGAUGAAGAAGCAGAAGAAGAAGAGACGAAAAAAGUUGUGAAACAACAUCGGCGCAUUGUACAACCAGCAGACUCUGAUUCUGAUGAUGAAGAGAUUGUUAAACCUACUGAGAAGAAUAUGGAUUCGACUGUUUCGUGGCCUGAUGAUGAUGAUUUGAUAUCUGCUGGACAGACCAAAUCAUGUCGCACUCCUAAUAAACAAUCCUGCAUGCAAACCAAGUCUGAAUUAGGUUUCCUUUCGCCUGUUUGUCGCUUAACGGGCCUUCAAAGUUUUGAUGCAACGGGUAAAUUUCUGCAAAAUUCUCCAGGUUCACCUGCGAUUAAACUGAGUGAACCUUCACCUUGUAAAAGUCCCACAAGAUUUUCGAAGUCGCUUUUCUCCGAGUCGCCCAUGAAAAACACUCAAACACAGAAUUUAGAGGAAUUGUGUUCCGGUGCGUUUCCCACUCAACCUACCACCAUUAAUGACACUGAUGCCCAACCUGAUGCAAGCACUCAAGAUAUGUUAGAACUUUGUUCAGGUAAUUUUGGUUUUACUCAAGAAGAAACGCCGCAAUUAAAAAGUAAGACACCAGACAAGCAAGAAGUACCAAAAACAGUUCAGGAAGAUUUAACGGAAAAAGAAAACGUUGUUGAAAUUGAAAAGAAUACAGCUGAAGAGCUUCCAAUUGAUGAUGAUGAAAACGAUUUGAUAUCGCAAUUAAUAGAUGAAGACGAACUGGCGACUUUUAAGAAAAAGUUUGAGUCACCAUUGCAAAGUGCCUAUUCUGCACCUGAUGCCGAUGAGAGGAUAGCUCAAAAGAUUGCAUUCAAUGCGAUAAAUGAGGCUGAUUCUGAAGACAACUCCGAUGAAGACGAUGAAAUUAACAUGACAGUCAAGCGUAAAAAGAAUACGAUUAUGGAUUCAGACGAUGAAGAAGUUGCUAAAGAUGAUUUGGAGGAACAGAUAGAUUUGCAUGAUGGGGAUGAUGAUGAUGUUCAAGAUGAAAGCAAUGACGAAGUUGAUAAUCCUAAUGAAACUGAACUUGGGUAUGAUUCCGAAGAAAAUGAAAUUUUAGUAGAGAAAACUCAGAAAUCCAAGAAAUUUAAUCUAAAAGACUUUACUGAGCAUGAAGCCGAGUUGUCAGAGUCUGAAUGGGGCAGUGACGACGAAGAUGAACGACAUUUAGAUGUUAUGGAAUUGGAAGAAGGCGACAAAGAGCAGUUUGAUGAAACAGAGUUGCGCAACGACUUGGAGAAAAUACACAUGCGGCGUAUCUUGGACGAAGACAAGAAGGACUUAAAGGUGUUGCAGGAGUUGUACAUGGAUGAGGAUGAAGAGUUGAAGGGCGCUGGAAGGCAGAGGCAGUUCAGAUGGCGAAAUAUAGAUAAUGUUGAUAAUGACGAAUCGACCGCUCAAGAUCUUGAAUCUUCAAUAACAAAUGAAGAAGAAUGUGAAAACGAGGAGGAAUGGAGAAAGAAACGCUACGAGCGUGAAUUGUUCCUUCAAUCCCAAAAACAAAAUGGCGACGAAGAGGAUGACGAUACUACCGUGCCUUUAAUUGCGGCCAAGAGCCAAUUAUUCAAGUUGGGUCAACGUGCCGUCAUCAACAACAAGCGGAAUUUGAGUAAAGCAACUCAACCAGUUCAAAUUAAGCAAACUUAUGUAUCGAAAACACAACGCGGUUCUUUCCUUUCACGAAAUGAUGAAGUUCUUACAAGAGUUGCGGAAUAUACAAAAGUAAGCGAGGUUUUGAUAGGUGCCCCGAAAAACUCCCGGAACUUUGUAUUUCACGCCAAGACCACUGAAACUAGUACAUCAACGAGUAUUGAGGACAAGAAAAGAAAGGCUGGCGAAAUGGGAACACCAGCACAGUUGAAACGUUUGAGACUGAACGGAUUUAGUCCUGCUGAUCAGAAGAAGAAGGCCGAAUCCAGAACGAAAGCAAGACUAUUUUGUAAUAAGAAUAGUAAUCAAUGGUAGACGUUGGCUUGCCAACGGAUUAUUUUAAACUGCUAAGACUAGUUUUAUGUGAUUUUUUUUAUUUAUUACUAAGCAAAUCUCUGAAUUGAAUAUAUUAAAAUAUUAAAUUUAAA